Molecule: messenger RNA, 14395 nt
Organism: Gorilla gorilla gorilla (western lowland gorilla)
Lineage: Eukaryota; Metazoa; Chordata; Mammalia; Primates; Hominidae
Gene: ZBTB25
Product: zinc finger and BTB domain containing 25
Exons: 3
Coding region: 4222-5529 (435 amino acids)
Biological process (GO): regulation of transcription by RNA polymerase II
Cellular component (GO): nucleus
Molecular function (GO): RNA polymerase II cis-regulatory region sequence-specific DNA binding; DNA-binding transcription factor activity, RNA polymerase II-specific; protein binding
Source: RefSeq, a predicted model, not a curated record
GACGCAGUCCUGCCCCUGUGGGCUGCCCCGGGCUCAGUCCCUCCCGCCGCGAGCCACCCAGGGCGGCGGCCUGCAGCUGCACCAGUCGCGGGACAGAUGCAAGUAGCUGGGGAGAGGGGUGUUUUUGGUCCGAUUGAGAUGUCAGGCAGGGCACAGGAGGAAAAUACAUCCGCGAGUGAGCGCUGGGCCGACAAUACCCAGAACCACCCUUUGCUGCUCGUAGGAGCGGCUGCCGGGGCCUGAUUCAGGGCCUGAUUCGCGGCACGGGGUGCCGCGAAGGUGCAGAGCCGUCCCGGCCGCGGGUCCGGGUGCGACCCCCAGCAGGAAACCCCAGUAGGCCUGCGGCCUCCCUCGGGUAGCGCCGACCCCUCUUACGAGCGGGCGACUUUCCAAAUGCUGGGAGGACGCUGCGGCUACUGUUUCCACUCCCAGCUUGUGAUUACCUCGUUAAGGGCAAGAAGACAUCCCCCCCUUUUCUAUCUUCAAAUUAUGUGUAUCUUGUUCUAAGCAAAUCCGGUUUUUCUUUUUGAAGCUUGACCCAUCUUAUCACCGUCUUCUCUGGCACUCAGUAUUUGGAGUAAUCAGGUGUUACCAGUUGCGGAGGCAGCGCAUAGCACAGCGUAGUACCUGGAACCUGACGGCACCUAGCAUGUUUCAACAGUUAGCGCCCGGAUCACCCCAAGGGAUUAAAUUUGACAUUCUUUCUCUUGAGACUCGGGUCCUGGCAGAGCUGUUGAUCCUCUCACAAGAUUCUGUCAUGUGUGUAAAGUACACUUUGGAAUCUUAAAUUUUAGAGCCGAGAGGUGCCUUAUAGAAAAUCUGUUUCAUCCCUCUCGUUUUACAGAGAAGACACCAGGCCUGAAGAGCGUGAUGUAGCUGGAGCUAGCUACACCUCUUGAUAGCUAAGACUCCAAGGCUCCAGACACCUUGGUGAUUGCACUCUCCGCCAUGCCAGGACCGCAGUGCCAGUUUACCCCACUCACCUGUAGAGAAUGUAUCCGGCGGAGGUCAUUAUAUAUACUUGGCUUGAUUCAGGUUAUGGAGAAGUCAGGCAUGGCCACUGUGUGGGUUUGAUAGUAUUUUUAGGUGAGGUAGGCCGCCUAUGGUGUAUUUUUGGAACUAAAAGCCUACACCCCCCAGCCACCCCUGAAAAUUUCAUUGCUGUUCUCUAUUAUUUGCAGCAUUGGUUACUUCCUUAUGUUAAGGCAUCAAAGUCUUCUUUAACAAUCUGGAUAUAUUUUAGUUAAGGGUAAAUCGUGAAUCCGUUAUCGGACAUCAACUCCUUAACAGGGAACAGAACACUGACGGGAUAUGACAUGGAAUAGAUUAGUUCUGAGAGCUGGCAGUCAGUGAAAUAUCAAGGUGUGGUCAGGAAGAAAACAGAAAGGAACCCACAUAACCUGCUAACACCUUUUUUUGUCCAGUCCUACCUUGAAUGUCUUAUUUGCGUGUAGUAGAGAUGGAUUCUGCUCAAGCUGGCCGCUGUUUACUGAGUACUUGCAGUGGGCCAAGUAUCAUACUAGCUGCUUUCGUAGAUGAACUUUGUGUCUUUACCAAAAAGGAGAUGGUACUGUCUUCAUGUUACAAGCCUGAGGAAACAGGCUUAUUACCUGGGCUGUGGUAAUACAGUCAUUUGCAGUAGAAUUUAAGCCUAGAUCGCUUAUCUCUCAAGUCCAAUCAGUGCUCUUUUGCAUUAUAUCUUGCUCCUGUUUCAGCCGGGAAGGGAAUGAGAGAAUCGCUUGUGGCUGAUUUAUUGGCGCCUGUGGUUGCCCAGAGAGGCCAAGCAGGACUUUCAGCUGCCCUCUAUGCCUUACAAAGUGGAGCUGUGAGCUUCCACCCUAUCUCCUGAGGGGAAUGUGAAGGAGCCAGGCUGUCUAGCUGGGGAGGAGGUGCCUUGGCCGUAAAAUAUCCUGGCCAGGGCUGUGCUGGGAAGUGUUGCAUAAUGCCCUCCCCACCACUGAACCAAAGUGAUUUAUUUGCUAUGGUCCGUAGGUGGUGCCUGACCAACUUGUCCAUUUUAGCAAUAACAGGGCCAGAAAAGAGUUGGGGGUUUUAUAUUAUUGCAGGGUUUUUCCUUGUUUUAAAAAAGCAGUGCAGGUGCUCUUAUCUUGAUAAGUUAUAAAGUGCUUCUUUCUACACCACUUCCUGUGCCCCUUUUCUGCGUAUUUAUUCCAAAUAGCAUGUGAACUUCAGUCUUUUAAGAAGAGAAAGCUAAGAAAAUAUUGCUCCAGUUUAUUAGCACAGGCUAUGGAGACAGACCUGGCUUUUUAUCUCCACUUUAUACCAUUUGCUGAUUGUGUGUCCUAAGCUUAGGAUUUUUCCUCAUUUGUAAAAUGGAAAUGAAAAUAAUACAUUAGUCAUCACAGUGAGGAUUUUAAGAGAUAGUGUAUAUAGAGCACUUAGCACAAGGCCUUGCAUAUAGUAUUUAUUAUAAUAAUAGGUUUUGAAAAUAACCAGAAUAGUAUUCUCCCUAAAAAGGAAAGAUAUUGCUACUUGAACCUGCUUAGGGAUAGAGGAGGAAGAAGAAAGUGUUUGUAACAAACAUCAGUUUCAGGAUUAUUGAUUAAAUUUAUUUAUACUUCUGGGGUUUUUUUUGUUUGUUUGUUUUUUGAGACAGAGUCUACCUCUGUCACCCAGGCUGGAGUGCAGUGGUGUAAUAUCGGCUCACUGCAGCCUCCGCCUCCUGCAUUCAAGCGAUUCUCUGGCUUCAGCCUCCCGAGUAGCUGGGAUUACAGGCGCCUGCCACCACACCUGGCUAAUUUUUGUAUUUUUAGUAGAGACAGGGUUUCGCCAUGUUGGCCAGGCGGGUCUUGAACUCCUGACCUCAAGUGAUCCGCCCACCUUGGCCUCCCAAAGUGCUGGGAUUAUAGGUGUGAGCCACUGCGCCUGGUCCAUGUUUUCUUUAUCCAUUUGACUAUCCAUGGACAUUUGAGUUUUUCCCCCUUAUUGGCAAUUCUUCUGCCUCAGCCUCCCAAGUAGCUGGGAUUACAGACGUCUGCCACCACGCCCAACUAAUUUUUGUAUUUUUAGUAGAGACAGGGUUUCACCAUAUUGGCCAGGCUGGUCUUGAACUCUGACCUCAGGUGAUCCACCCUCCUCGGCCUCCUAAAGUGCUGGGAUUAUAGGCAUUUAUUUACCCUUCUGCUUUCCCUUUGCUAGCAGGAAUUUUCUUUCUCUCUCUCUCUCUUUUUUUUUUUUUUGCUUUAUUGGGAGAAAAAGUGCUUAGAGUGUUCAGUUAUUUUUUAUAUUUUUCUAAUUCAUUUCUUCUCUGGUUACAAAUCAGUCAUGCAUGGAUGUUUUAUUUUUUCUGAAAUCUCCAAGCACUUUAAGCAAAGGUUUUUAUUAGCCCACUUGAGUAGUGUGUUCAUGGGAGUAUACUUCCAUUGCGAAAGAAGUAUUGGUUUACUUGUAUCCAGAAGUUUUAGUUACUCUUGCCUGUACUGUAUUCUAGGUCUGUACUAGCAUUAUAAUUUUCCAUCUUUCUCCUGUCCUUUGAGUACCUUAUUUUUUCUUUUAGAAAUUUGGUCUGUCUUUAAUGGACUGAGAGGAAUCUUUUCCUUUCUUUCUCCGGGUUCUGAUUUUUUUUAAAGAUCUAUUAACAAUUUGUGCUUACUGUUGUUAGUAUUCUUGUGUGCUUGGCUUUAUCAGGCAUCCUACAAUGUAAUGUUGGUUAGAUGGGAAUUAGAGGUGCUUGGAGGUUGGCUAUGUCUGCCAACAGGCAGGAGGCCCCAAACUAACGUUUCCCAGUUCCAUUAAAGGUUUCUAGAGCAUAACUACUCUUCCUGUUUCAUCUUCCCCCUCCAUACCCUCUUUGCUAACAUUCUCAGUAGAUCUUAAUAAGCAGAUGUCUGGAAUUACAGCAGAUUUUACCUCAAACAGUAUUUUCAGAUUUAGAAUUUCUGUAUCAUUUUUAGGUGUUAUGAAAUCCAAUCUAGGUGUAAUGGAGUAAGAGAGUAAAUAUUUCUUUUUCCUAAAUACUAUUUGAAAAGAAGUCUGAAAAUAGUGUGUUCCUCCACCCCCCCACCCAUGCCCAUCCUGCCAGUUUAGGAGCACUUUUGAUUCUGUUUUUUCUUUUUAUUUUUUUUUUUGAGAUGGAGUUUCACUCUUGUUGCCCAGACUGGAGUGCAAUGACACAAUCUCAGCUCACCGCAACCUCUGCCUCCUGGGUUCAAGCGAUUCUCCCGCCUCAGCCUCCCGAGUAGCCGGGAUUAUAGAACCACAAUGGACACUGCCAGCCAUAGCCUUGUUCUUCUCCAGCAGCUGAACAUGCAGCGAGAAUUUGGUUUUCUGUGUGAUUGCACAGUUGCAAUUGGAGAUGUUUACUUCAAAGCCCACAGAGCGGUGCUUGCUGCUUUUUCUAACUAUUUCAAGAUGAUAUUUAUUCACCAAACAAGUGAAUGCAUAAAAAUACAACCAACUGACAUCCAACCUGACAUAUUCAGCUAUUUGUUGCACAUUAUGUACACGGGGAAAGGGCCAAAACAGAUUGUGGAUCAUAGUCGUUUGGAGGAAGGGAUUCGAUUUCUUCACGCCGACUACCUUUCUCACAUUGCAACUGAAAUGAAUCAAGUGUUCUCACCAGAGACUGUGCAGUCCUCAAAUUUAUAUGGCAUUCAGAUCUCAACAACCCAAAAAACAGUUGUCAAACAAGGACUGGAGGUCAAAGAAGCUCCUUCCAGUAACAGUGGAAACAGAGCUGCUGUCCAGGGUGACCACCCCCAGUUGCAGUUGUCUCUUGCUAUUGGUCUGGAUGAUGGCACUGCAGACCAGCAGAGGGCCUGUCCUGCCACCCAGGCCCUGGAGGAGCACCAGAAGCCCCCAGUUUCCAUCAAGCAGGAGAGAUGUGACCCAGAAUCUGUGAUCUCCCAGAGCCACCCCUCACCCUCAUCAGAGGUGACAGGCCCCACUUUUACUGAAAACAGUAUCAAAAUACACUUAUGCCAUUACUGUGGGGAACGUUUUGAUUCCCGUAGUAACCUAAGGCAACAUCUCCAUACACAUGUGUCUGGAUCCCUGCCAUUCGGUGUCCCUGCUUCCAUUCUGGAAAGUAAUGACCUUGGUGAAGUGCAUCCCCUUAAUGAAAACAGCGAGGCCCUUGAAUGCCGCAGGCUCAGCUCCUUCAUUGUUAAGGAGAAUGAACAGCAGCCCGACCACACCAACCGGGGUACCACAGAGCCUUUGCAGAUCAGUCAAGUAUCUUUGAUCUCCAAAGACACAGAGCCAGUAGAAUUAAACUGUAAUUUUUCUUUUUCAAGGAAAAGAAAAAUGAGCUGUACCAUCUGUGGUCAUAAAUUCCCUCGAAAGAGCCAAUUGUUGGAACACAUGUAUACACACAAAGGUAAAUCUUACAGAUAUAACCGAUGCCAAAGGUUUGGUAAUGCAUUGGCCCAGAGAUUUCAGCCAUACUGUGACAGCUGGUCUGAUGUCUCCCUGAAAAGUUCUCGCUUGUCACAAGAACACUUAGACUUGCCUUGUGCCUUAGAGUCAGAGCUCACACAAGAAAAUGUGGAUACUAUCCUAGUUGAGUAGCAGCUUCUCUUUCAGAAUUUUUAUACCAAUUCUGAAAAAGAAAAUUUGCGUGGCAUUUUUUAUUCAUAAAUUAUUUUUCUCCUCAAGUUUCAUUGACUUUUUUUCUUCACAGCUUAUCCAUGGUUUUAAGGUUGUAUAUAUUAGAUCUUCUCAUAAGACGUAUUAAUAUGUGGCUAUUAAAAUGUAACAUUCAAUUACUACUGUGAACUUUUCACAAACGAAAUAACAAUUUAGAAAUCAGAAAUCAAUGUAGAAAUAUGGAAACUUUAAAUAGUUAUUUAUAGAAUUUCUAAGUUUUUCCAGUUAUAGAAUCAGUAAAAUCAAAUUGAAUAUAAAGUAAAUGAAAUCUGUUUUAAAGCAUAUUCUAAACUAUCACUUCUGCCUACAUUUCACAUGAAUUCACUCCUACCAGGAUUAUUUUUAAAUAUUUUCUUCCAUAUAGGAAAUUAAUAGUUAUUUUAAUGCAUAACUGUGUUAUACAUAUGUUAUAAUGUAUAAAAAUUUAUUUUAAGAUAUACCAAAUCAUGAGUAGUUUUAUUUUUUAACUACUAGCUCCACAACAUCUUACCUACAUGGCUUCUCUUUACUUUUUAACAUUGAGUAUACCUCUUUUUUUUUUUUUGAGACAGAGUCUUUCUGUGUCGCCCAGGCUGGAGCGCAGUGGCGCGAUCUCGGCUCACUGCAAGCUCCGCCUCCCGGGUUCACGCCAUUCUCCUGCCUCAGCCUCCUGAGCAGCUGGGACUACAGGCGCCCGCCACCACGCCCGGCUAAUUUUUUUGUAUUUUUUUAGUAGAGACGGGGUUUCACCGUGUUAGCCAGGAUGGUCUCGAUCUCCUGACCUCGUCAUCUGCCCGCCUUGGCCUCCCAAAGUGCUGGGAUUACAGAUGUGGUAUAUCUCAUUUUUAAUAAAAAAAACAGUUAAAGAGAGAAGAGUCAGAGAGACAUUAAAAAAUAUUUAAGAAACAGUAAGAUAUACACACAUAGAUAAAUAAGCAUGCAGAGACAGAGACUGAGCUAGAACUGCAUUGACUAAAAACCCCAGGGUUGUUAACUUGGUCUAGAGUGUUUUCUUAGACACCUUAAAAAGUAAUUUGAGAUUUUUAUGACCAGAGGUUUACAUGAGUUGAAAGAGAAUGAUGAUAAAAUAUAAAUCAUGUUUCUACCCUCAGCGUCAGGAUUUUUGGGGCUUCCUGGGUUGAUUUUAAUUUUCUAAAAAUCACUGAAAAAGUAAUUUUUCAGUGGCACAGUUUUCACUUUUUUCCUGAUCCAUAAAACCAGCAAAGUGGAUACAUGCAGUGUUCUAUAACUACAUUUAAGAUCCAUGAUGUUAGCUUUCCCUCUAUAAAUCAACUUAACUCUCUUUUAUAAUGGUGACACUUACAAAGCUAAAACCCCAGGAAAAUUAAAGUUGAUGGAAUAAAUAACAGAUUCCCCAGCUCUAUAUACCUGGGAAAUAGCUGGUUAAGCUUCACCACAAAGGAUAGAUCUAAAUUGUUUCUGAAAUGUUUAAAUUUCAAACCCCGCAUAGUCAAGGAUAAUAAAACAGACUCAUCUUUUUUUGCCCUCUUGUUAAAUUCUAAGCUUCACAGGCAUUUGAAUACAUCUAAAAAAUUUGGUUUGUGAGCCUUAGAAUUUAACCACUUACAAAACUCUUGAGCUCCCUCAACUUCUGAGGACGUUUCCUGACACAUUCAACAGCAUCAGCGUCCAAUCAGGAGGGAGCUCAAAGAGUAAUCCAGCUAAUUCUAAGGACACAAAGGUUUUCUCUAGGUAAACAGUUUAGGUAAAUUACAAAGUGGUAAGUUUUUCUUGAGGAUUGAAUGAAGAAAGCUACUGGAUAUUGUGUAAGGCAGUUGAGUUUCUGCCUUAAACAAGUGAGUAAAGGCUCCUAUGGUUAAGACUGAUGUGUGUUGAGAGCACAUCUAACUUGAUAAGAUCAAUUGUAUUGGGAGUAAUUAAAACAAAUGUAUGUUCUUUGGGGUCAGAACUUCGUCUAAUCUUAAACUUUUUUCUACCAAUUCACUUAAGCAACUAUUGAAAUUUGUACUGCCCUCAAAAAUGUCAUCUCAUUGGAAGAACACAAGUAUUAACAUUGAUUUUUUGUAUUUUAGGCUAGUUAAGAUAUAUUUCCUAGCCUUCUUCAAUUCAAAUUCUAUUGUUCUUAUUAAGAUAAUUUUUCUCCUCUAUAUUCUUCCCUGUUUGCCUACUCAUUAUUAUUAUUUUUUAAUUUAAUUUUUUUUUAAGAUGGAGUUUCAACCCUGUUGCCCAGGCUGGAGUGCAAUGGCAUGAUCUCGGCUCACUGCAACCUCUGCCGCCUGGGUUCAAGCGAUUCUCCUGCCUUAGCCUCCCAAGUAGCUUGGGAUUACAGGCAUGCACCACCACACCCAGCUAAUUUUGUGUUUUUAGCAGAGACAGGGUUUCACCAUCUUGGUCAGGCCGGUCUGGAACUCCUGACCUCAGGUGAUCCACCAGCCUCGGUCUCCCAAAGUGCUGGAAUUACAGGUGUGAGCCACCGUGCCAGGCCCACUCAUUAUUCUUUGACACAGGAAAUCCUUGUAUAUAGCUAAAGGGUGGAGGUAGAGUUGUACAUGGUUGGUUGGAUAAGACAGCAAGUGCCUCAGGGCAGAGUUUGGAUAAAUGGUAAGAGUUUGCUAGCAGCUGAUUGGCCGCGAUAGACAACACUGAUUUAAAGCAGAAAUAUAUCUGUUCGUUGAGAGUUAAGAAAAUAGUGGUUAACUGUAUUUCUAUUCUUAUAGUUCCUUUUAAUAUUAGAAAUUCAAAGCAAAUGCUCUUUCCUUGUUCCUCAAAACAUUCUUUCUGUUUAGGAAGGGGGAAAAUAUCAACUUCAUUUUAUAGAAAAAAAAUCCCAAAAGCUGAAUUCCAGAGAUGCAGUGAAUAGUGGUGUGGGACUGACCCCCAGUUUUUGUUAUUGUUGUUUUCAUUUAUUCUGCAGGCUUUUUUUUUUUUUUUUUUGGAGACAGUCGUGCUGUGUCGCCAGGCUGGAGUGCAGUGGUGCAAUCUCAGCUCACUGCAACCUCCGCCUCCCGAAUUCAAGUGAUUCUCCUGCCUCAGCCUCCUGAGCAUGUGCCACCAUGCCCAGCUAAUUUUUGUAUUUUUAGUAGAGACAGGGUUUCACCAUGUUGGCCAGGAUGGUCUCGAGCUCCAGACCUCAUGAUCUGCCUGCCUCAGAUUACAGGCAUGAGCCACCGCGCCCGGGUCUGCAGGCAUUUUUUAAAGUAACUGUCAUAUGCCUAACACUGUGCCCUGAGUAUUAUUUUUUAAAGACAUGAUUGCUCACUGAGAAAAUUUGCUUUGUAUUUUAAAAGUUCUUCCGGCUAGGCCAGGCGUGGUGGCUCAUGCUUGUAAUCCCAGCACUUUGGGAGGCCGAGGUGGGCGGGUCACGAGGUUAGAAGAUUGAGACCAUCCUGGCUAACACAGUGAAACCCCGUCUCUACUAAAAGUACAAAAAAUUAGCCGGGUGUGGUGGCACACACCUGUAAUCCCAGCUACUCGAGAGGCUGAGGCAGUGGAAUAGCUUGAACCCAGGAGGCAGAGGUUGCAGUGAGCGGAGAUUGCACCACUGCACUCCAGCCUGGGUGACAGAGCGAGACUCCAUCUCAAAAAAAAAAAAGUUCUUCCAGCUAAAACCUUUGUUUUUGACUACAUUUCCACAAAAUGGAGCUAUACUGUUAGCCAGUAUCCUAAUAAUAUAGUGCAGUUUGCAUAAUGAUUACCAAGCUUGAAACUGGAAAUGUCAUAUGCACUUUCGUGUGUAUCAGGCAGAUACUAAACAUUUUCCCCUUGAGUCAGCUUAAAAUUUUUCCUUCUUUCAAAAUCUCACGCAGUUGUUUUCUGGAGAAAAAUAGAGACUGUUUUAGUAUUUGUUCUUAUUAGCGUUAUCAUCAGAACUCAGCACAGUCUGCCUUAUAAGAAAACAAAAUUUUUUUUUAUUUAUAACUCUUGAGAUUGUUACUUCUUGCUCUUUCUGAUUUCCCAUCCGUAAAGUGGGUGUAAGCAAUACCUACCUCACAGGGGUGUUGUGAGGAUUUAUAUUAAACGUGUUAAGUUCUCUCAGUAUUAUUGAUUAAAAUCAACCAUAUAAACGACAUUUAUUCUGUAGCUAGACCUAUUAACUUUAGUAUUUCAGCCUAUAAAUUCUAAAAUGUUCUUAAAAGCAGUAAUGUACUAUCUAAUAUUCAAUAACUAAUUGACAGAACUGAUUGUUAUUUUUUACAAAUAACUAGAAACAAUACUGUUGCUAGAAUUCCUGUUCUACUGUAAUUUAAUCAUCACUGUUUCUUUUUAGCCUUCAGUAAGGAGGAUACUAGUUCUUUGGCAUUAUUGGGAAUAAAACUUUGUCAAUUUCAGCUUUAUUGAAAGUUCUCCCAAAUAUAUUGUUUUUGUUUACACAAAGGAAAAGGAACAAAAACAAUAAAGAAAUACCUUUGUUUUUUUUUCUUUUUUGAGACGGAGUCUCGCUCUGUUGCCCAGGCUGGAGUGCAGUGGUGCGAUCUCGGCUCACUGCAACCUCCGCCUCCCAGGUUCAAGCGAUUCUUCUUCCUCAGCCUCCCGAGUAGCUGGAACUAUAGGCACGCACCACCACACCCAGCUAAUUUUUGUAUUUUUAGUAGAGAUGGGGUUUCAUCAUGUUGGCCAGGCUGGUUUCGAACUCCUGACCUCGUGAUCUGACUACCUCAGCCUCCCAAAGUGCUGGGAUUACAGGUAUGGGCCACUGGGCCCAGCCUAUUUUUUUUUCUUUGAUGUAGGUGAUCUAAAUAGUAGAUGAGGACAGGAAAUGGGGUGAAGGUAAUAAUAGUAUUAUUAGAAAAGUCUUCACUGAAAAUUGAAGGAAAUACAUAUUAAUCGUGGAAAAAGAUAGUGUGAAAAAUGUGUAAUUUCGUUAACAUUUAUUUGUACAGGCACAUUCUUGAUGUUGUGAGUCAGAUACUUGAUAAGUGUCCAUUUUUUGUAGUAAUUGAUGUAAAAAUGGGCCAUGUGAAGAAUUUUCAUAAUGUAAUUUGUGUCUUUAUAUGUUUUGAACUACAUAUAGAUUUGUGGCACUUAAAUUAUUAAUUUUUGAUUUCUUAAGAGUGAAGUCUGUAAAUGAUUUCUCUCUGCUGUACUUCUGUGUUUGUAUGGUUGGACAUUUUGAAAACUGGUGAGAUUGCACAGUCCCAAACCUCGAUGUCUUAAAUACAAGGAAUUACAAACUGUGAUUUUUGUCUUGAAGACCUGGAAGAAUUCAUUGUGCUUCAGUAUGUAUUUGUACCGCACUUGAUUAAUUAGUUAAGUAUUGGUCUGGUGCAAUUGACAUUAACUGUCAUCAACUCCUCUAUUUUGUGCUAAAUAAAGUCAUUUAGUCAGAAUGGAUCAAAUAUAAAUUAUACUUUAAAAUAAACUUAGAUUAUAAAAACUUGUUCAAUAAAAAAGACCCACUGAAAAAUCUUCAAAGUACAUGUAACACAUAGCUAAUACAGGAGACCAAAAUCAAUAAUACAUUGUGUGGCUAAACUCAUCCACCUAAUGUACUGUGAAUUUGCUUCAGAAACAUUCUUUUAGAAAGUUGUGUAUCUGCCGGGCAUGGUGGCUAAUGCCUGUAAUCCCAGCACUUUGGGAGGCCAAGGCCCAGGAGUCCAAGACCAGCCUGGGCAAUAUAGUGAGACCUCAUCUCUGCCAAAAAUUUUGGCCAGGGGCAGUGGCUCACGCCUGUAAUCCCAGCACUUUGGGAGGUCGAGGUGGGCGGAUCACCAGAGGUCAGGAGUUCAAGAUCAGCCUGGCUAACAUGGCGAAACCCUGUCUCUACUAAAAAUACAAAAAUAAGCCAGGUGUGGUGGUGCGCGUCUGUAGUCCCAGCUACUUGGGAGGCUGAGACAGGAGAAUCAUUUGAACCCGGGAGGUGGAGGUUGCAGUGAGCCGAGAUCGCGCCAUUGCACUCCAGCCUGGGUGACAGAGUGAGACUCCGUCUCAAAAAAAAAAAAAAAAAAAAAAAGGCAGGGUGUGGUGGCUCACGUCUGUAAUCCCAGCACUUUGGGAGGCCAAGGGGGGCGGAUCGUGAGGUCAGGAGAUCGAGACCAUCCUUGACAACAUGGUGAAACCCUGUCUCUAGUAAAACACAAAAAAUUAGCUGGGUGUGGUGGCACGUGCCUGCAGUCCCAGCUACUAGGGGGGCUGAGGCAGGGGAAUUGCUUGAACCCGGGAGGCGGAGGUUGCAGUGAGCCAAGAUUGCGCCACUGCACUCCAGCCUGGUGACAGAGCAAGAAACAAUGAAUUUCAUAUAUUUUAUCAAGACAAAUUAAUGUGACUUAAUCAAAAACAAGUUUAUUAGCUUAGCUUAUAGAAUGUGUUCUUAUUUUACAUCAGUGUUUGCCAAAUGUUGUGUUCCUAGUGUUGAGGCAAGUAGUCUUUGUACUGGGUAACAUUUUGGAGGUGUGAUGCAAAAAUGCAUUUGUGGGCCUAAUUCUUACCAACCAUAAUCUGUGUUAAUAGAAAAUUGACGUCCUAAUCAAAUGCUUUCCAACUGCUGUCUCUGGAAAGAAAGGUAGUAUUUCGUCAUUUCCCAGAAGUUUCUUGCUUUGCUUCUUUUUUUUUUUUGAGAUGGAGUCUUGCUCUGUUGCCCAGGCUGGAGUACAGUGGAGUGAUCUCAGCUCACUGCAACCUCCACAUCCCAGGUUCAAGCUAUUCUCCUGCCUCAGCCUCCCGAGUAGCUGAGAUUACAGGUUCCCGCCACUACACUCGGCUAAUUUUUUGUAUUUUUAGUAGAGACGGAGUUUCAUCAUGUUGGCCAGGCUGGUCUCGAACUCCUGACCUUGUGAUUCACCUGCCUCAGCCUCCCAAAGUGCUGGGAUUACAGGCGUGAGCCACCAUGCCCAGCUGCUUCUUUCUUCUCUAUUUACAGUCUACUGUAUCGCCUUUUGCCCCCAGUAACAUGAUCCACAAUAGUAGUUCUCAACUGAGGUAUAUUAGGAUUCUGCAGAAAAAGAAAGAAACAACAGGUAGAACUGAGAGAGAGAAAGAGAUUGAUUGAUUAUAAGGAAUAGGUUCAUGGAAUUAUGGAGGCUGAGAAGUCCCAAGAUCUGCAGUUGGGAGGCUGAGAGGCUGGGGAGUCAGUGAUGUUCCAGUCUGAAUUUGAAGACCUGAGAAGCAGGAGAGCUUAUGGCAUAAGUUCCAGUCCAAAAGCUGGCAGGCUUGAAACUCAAGAAGAGCUGAUGUUUCCAUUUGGGUCCAAAGGGAGGAAAAGACUGAUAAUUGCAGCUCAAGCAGUCAGGCCAGAGAAAGUCUCUUUUUUUAUUCUAUUCUGGCCUUCAACUGAUGGAAUGAGAGCCACCCACAUCAGGGAGGGUGAUCUUCUUUACUCAGUCUACUGAUUCAGAUUUUGUCUCCCUCCAGAACACCCUCACGGACACACCCAGAAUAAUGUUUGACUAACUAUUGGGGCACCCCAUGGCCCAGUCAUUUGGACACAUAAAAUUAAACAUUACACAGGGCUAUCCCCCCGCCCAUAGAGACAUUUGACAAUGUGGAGAUGUUUUUGGUUGUCACAGUUGGGUGGGCGAUGAGGGAGGCUGCUGCUGGCAUCUAGUAGGUGGAGUCCAGGGAUGCUGCUAAACAUCUCAGUGCAGAGGACAGCCUCCCGCAAUACAGAAUAUGUACCUCAAAAUGUCAUUAGAGCUGAGGUUGACCAACCCUUCUAAGACCUUAAAGUAAGUUUUGUAAUGGUUGUCAGGAAUAAAAGAAUACAAAGAAACCCAAUUUGGGGGAUUUCUAUUCUAGUCAUGUUUAGAGCAAGUAUUGGAGUAUGAGAUGUGUUCAGAAUUAAAUUCUAUUUGUAUUAUCCUUGAUCCCAGCUUUUAAAAGAUAAAAAUGUGAUUAUUAAAAAUAAAAGGAAAAAAUGUGAUUAUUAAAAAUCAGAGAUGUAUUAAUCAGCAAGACAGUUUUGAAUCUAUUCAUAUAAUGUUUGAACUAAAUAAUUGUCUCCCCAAAGAGGUCUCUUCAUGAAAUUGAGAUUGUAGGUUAUAAUUUCUGUGAAUUUUUAAUCUGGCCAAAAGGUGGCACCAGUGUACCUUUAAAAAAAUGUUCAUUAUACUUGAAUUCAGCAUUACUAUUAAUAGUAAAUAUUAUUUAGGGCUUAGCUACUUUUGGAUCAUGCUUUAUAGAGUCAAGACUAAUGAGAAUUUUCUUAAAAUUUCAUAAGGUACUGCAAUAUCUUGACAUCCGUCUUUAAUCAAGAUGCUUCUGAUUUACAUAUACAUAUCUCAGCAGAUAACUUUUUUAAAUAUCACAUUAUUGUGCUACAUUGAGCAUUUCUGAAGAUUUUUCCAAGUCAUUAACUGUGAGGCCUUGGAAUUUGGGCUCUUUUAAUCAGGCAUCACACUCAGUUUUUGGUGUUCUGCCUGGUCAAGACAUAGAUUGAAGGACAUUUGAGUAAAUACGCUCCCUUGCUCCUUUCUUGCCUUUUGUUCAUUUUUUGUACAUCCACAAUCUAUGAGGUAUGUUACCUACUGAAAUUUACUUUCUUUUCCAACUGUGGUUCAACAACUGACUUUCUUCUCUCAUCCAACCCAUUCCAUUCUGAAUAAGUUAAGAGUUUUCUUGCCUUCAGCUCUUCUCACCUUCCAAUACUAAGUGAAUACAGCCUGCCUCCCCCUUCAUUUCUGAUUACAAUAUUAUUCUCAUCAUCCUAGGACUUUGUACCUAAUCACCAGUUGCUUCUCCUAAGUUUAUUUUACAGCUGAUAAGCCAACUUGGAAAAUGAGCCCACUCUCCCUCAGAUACAUUCUCUUCCACUGUUUAUAAAAGUUUGAAACGUUUUUCAUUGAAACAAUUUGGUGAUAUUGUAUCAAAAUAAUAAAGUAUUAAGCUACUGGAA